This is a messenger RNA of Branchiostoma belcheri (Belcher's lancelet), 9256 nucleotides long. RefSeq names its product sushi, von Willebrand factor type A, EGF and pentraxin domain-containing protein 1-like. Lineage: Eukaryota; Metazoa; Chordata; Leptocardii; Amphioxiformes; Branchiostomatidae. The record is from RefSeq and is a predicted model, not a curated record. Gene Ontology annotation, molecular function: calcium ion binding. The transcript is spliced from 48 exons. The coding region runs from base 207 to 8399 and encodes 2730 amino acids.
UUCAGACGUUCACACGAGACAGCGCCCGUCCACGGCGAAUUUCUGCGCGCUCCUUCUCUAGUCUGAGCGUCAGUCGGCCACCGACGAAGUCCGCCUUGGCACACGGUGCCUCUCUAGAGAGCCAAAGAUAUCAGUUUUUCUAGUUGUGAAACGGAUUUCGUUCACUUUUGGAAAAAAAAAGCCGGGUUUGGAGUUCGGCGUACAACAUGAAGAGUGCCCUCGGGCUUGUCAGCGCCGUUCUGGCGGCUAAUGUGUACAUGGCUGUCUCCCAGGCGACAGUCCCACCUGCACUACCCAACAACUGUCUUUAUCCAGUAGACCUGGUCUUCCUUGUAGACAGCUCGGAGAGUUUCAGGACAAGCGGUUUCAACGAUGCAAAGACGUUUCUCCAGAAUGUAGUCAACUAUUUUACUCUCGGAGAAAACGACACAAGGGUCGGUGUUGUGACGUUCAGCAACGAGGACGAGCAGGUUACUCGGGUUAGGCUCAACGAAAAUUACACCAGAGUUGAGCUUUUAACUGAGAUCCGCAACAUUCCCUACGACAGAGGCCAUACCUUCACUGGACUUGGUCUCGACCACGUGCGCAACAAUUCCUUCCUCGAAGUAAACGGCCGGCGGAACAGUACUCUUGACUUUUUGGUGGUAUUAACCGACGAUGAAUCUGAGGACAACGUCAGCGGCCCAGCACAGCUGAUACGAGACAUGGGCAUCACCGUGUUUGCUGUAGGUGUUGGCCCGGAAAACGACAUUAGUCAAGCUACACUAGAGACUAUUGCUGGUGACCCUAACAGGGUGUUCAGACUGACGGACCAUGAUGAGCUUGUGGACAGCGUGCGAGCCAGAGCUAUAGGAGGGGACAUUUGCAACGCCACCAACCUGUGCGAUCCACACCCGUGCCACGUCGACGCAACCUGCCGACUGUUGGGGAGGACCUUUGAGUGCAGCUGUAACAUAGGAUUCGUCGGCGACGGUUUCACCUGCUCAGUUGUACAAUGCCCUGUCCUGUCGGCACCAGUGAACGGCGCGCUGAGUCCUGCAGGCAGACGUCAGUACCAGGACGUGGUCACGUUCACGUGUAACUCGGGGUACAACCUGGUGGGCGCGACUAGCAUUACCUGCCAACAGAAUGGUGCCUGGACUGCCAGUCCACCGACAUGCAACCCUACUCCGACGUGCCAAGCUGACGGAACGUGGAGUCAUCCUGUUCCAGUAUGCACGCCGGUAGAAUGUCCGGUACUGACGACCUUAACUAACGGAGCGCUCAGUACCACAUCGAGGACCUACCAGACCGUGGUCACCUUCACCUGUAACUCGGGAUACGUGCUGAACGGCUUUCCUACGACGACCUGCCAAGCUGGCGGAACAUGGAGUAACUCUGUUCCUACAUGCACGCCCAGGCCAUGUCCGCUUCGGGCGGCCCCAACUAACGGAGCGGUGAGUCCUACCGGAGCGGUCUCCUACCCGGACGGGGUCACCUUCACCUGUAGCUCGGGAUACACACUGAACGGUGCUGCUACUGCAACCUGCCAAGCCAGCGGAGCGUGGAGUGAUCCUGUUCCAACAUGCACACCCAGACCAUGUCCGGCGUUGACUGCCCCAACUAACGGAGCUCUGAGUCCUCUCGGGCCACACGCCUUCCCGACAGUGGUCACCUUCACCUGUAACUCGGGAUACGUACGGAACGGCGCUGCUGAUACCACAUGCCGAGCUGACGGAACAUGGAGUAAUCCUGUUCCAACAUGCACAGCGGUCCAAUGUCCGGCCCGGACGGCCCCAGCUAACGGAGCGGUGACUCCUACCGGAGCGGUCUCCUACCCGAACUCGGUCACCUUCACCUGUAACACAGGAUACACACUGAACGGCGUUGCUACUCAGACCUGCCGAGCUGACGGGACAUGGAGUAAUAAUGAUCCAACAUGCACACUGGCCCAAUGUCCGUCUCUGACGGCCCCAGCUAACGGAGCGCUCAGUACCACAGAUACCUCCUUCAAUACCGUGGUCACGAUUACCUGUAACUCGGGAUACGUACUGAAUGGCGUUCCUACUGUGACCUGCCAAGCUGGCGGAACAUGGAGCAAUACUCUUCCAACAUGUCCCCCCAGAACAUGUUCGGCCCGGGCGGCCCCAGCUAACGGAGCGGUGAGUCCUACCGGAGCGGUCUCCUACCCGAACUCGGUCACCUUCACCUGUAACACGGGAUACACACUGAACGGCGUUGCUGCUCAGACCUGCCGAGCUGACGGGACGUGGAGUCAUCCUGAUCCAACAUGCACACAGGUCCAAUGUCCACCUCUGACGGCCCCAGCUAACGGAGCGCUCAGUACAACAGUGAGGACCUACCUGACCGUGGUCACCUUCACCUGUAACCCGGGAUACAACAGGAAUGGCGCUACUUCUGCGACCUGCCAAGCUGACGGAACAUGGAGUAACUCUGUUCCAACAUGCACACCAGUACAAUGUUCGGCUCGGGCGGCCCCAGCUAACGGAGCGGUGAGUCCUACCGGAGCGGUCUCCUACCCGAACGGGGUCACCUUCACCUGUAAUACGGGAUAUGCCCUGAACGGCGUUGCCACUCCGACGUGCCAAGCUGACACAACGUGGAGUAACCCUGUUCCUACAUGCAUACUUGGACAAUGUUCGUCUCUGACGGCCCCAGCUAACGGAGCGCUCAGUACCACAGCGACCUCCUACCUGACCGUGGUCACCUUCACCUGUAACGCGGGAUACGUACUGACCGGCGCUACUUCUACCACGUGCCAAGCUAACGGGGCGUGGAGUAAUCCUGUUCAUACAUGCACACCGGUCCAAUGCACUGCUAGGACGGCCCCAGCUAACGGAGCGGUGAGUCCUACCGGACCGGUCUCCUACCCGGGCGGGGUCACCUUCACCUGUAACUCGGGAUACACACUGAGCGGCGUUGCUACGUCGACGUGCCAAGCCGACAGAACAUGGAGUGAUCCUGUUCCAACAUGUCCACCCAGACAAUGUCCGCCUCUGACGGCCCCAACUAACGGGGUUCUCAGCACCACAUCGACCUCCUACCUGACCGUGGUUGGGUUCACCUGUAACUCGGGAUACGUGCGGACAGGUGCUGCUACUGCGACGUGCCAAGAUGACGGAACAUGGAGUGGCUCUGUUCCAACGUGCACACGAAUACAAUGUUCGACUCUGACGGCUCCAUCAAAUGGAGCUCUGAGUCCUGCCGCAGCGAACUCCUACCAGGACGUGGUGACAUUCACCUGUAACUCGGGAUACACUCUGAACGGAGCAACUGCAGUGACGUGUCGGGCUGACGGAACAUGGAGUAAUCCUGUUCCCACGUGCACUGGUGUGCAAUGUCCGGCGCUGACGGCCCCAGCUAAUGGAGGACUGAGUCCUACCGGAGCAGUCUCCUACCCGAAUGAAGUGACGUUUACCUGUGACCCGGGGUACAGGCUAGUCGGAGUCGACAGGCUGGCUUGUCGAGCUGACGGAACGUGGAAUAAUGUUGCCCCAACCUGCCGAUUCACAAUUCCAACCCCACUAGCCAACACGUGUCCUUAUGCAGUAGACCUGGUCUUCCUCGUAGACAGCAGCUCCAGUUGGGGGGCGAACCGUUUCGAGAAUGCAAAGACGUUUGUCCAGAACGUUGCCAACUAUUUUACCCUCGGAGAAAACGACACAAGGGUUGGUGUCGUUACGUACAACGACUUUGACGAGCAGGUUAUUCGCAUCAGGCUCAACGAAAAUUACACCCGAGUCGAAGCCUUGACUGCGAUCCGAAAUAUCCCGUACGAAAGCGGCAUCAGCACCUUUACAGGACGUGGUCUUGAACACGUGAGCAACAAUUCCUUUCUCAUGGCAUUUGGCCAACGGAAAAACAUGCUAGUCGUAUUGACCGACGGUAACUCUACAGAUGACGUCAACGCUACAUCGCAGUACUUACGCCGGUUGCUCGUCUCCAUAUUUGCUGUGGGUGUGGGCGAGGAGGCGGACGUCAGCCAGGAUACUCUUCAGACCAUUGCGGGCGAUCCUACCCGGGUGUUCAGGCUGACGAGCUACGACUUCCUUACGGAUGACAACCGCGCCGCAUCUGUACGACAGUCGAUCUGUGACGCUGUACGAUGCCCUGCCCUGCCGGCCCCAACUAACGGAGCGCUGAGUCAUACCGGAUUGAUCUCCCCCCAGACCGUGGUCACGUUCACCUGUAACCCGGGGUACAGUCUGGACGGCCAAAGCACCAUUACCUGCCUACAGAGUGGUUUUUAUACUGGUCCUAUCCCCACAUGCAUCCCUGUACAGUGCCCCAAUCUAACGGCCCCAGCUAACGGAGCGGUGAGUCCUACCGGGGCGGUCUCCUACCCGAACGGAGUCACUUUCAGCUGUGACUCGGGAUACGGUCUAUCCGGGGUAGCUACCCUGACCUGCCGAGCUGACGGAACAUGGAGCAGUCUUCCGCCAACGUGCCAACCUGGGCAAUGUUCGACGUUGACGCCCCCAACUAACGGAGCUCUAAGCCCUGUGGGAGCGACCUCUUUCCAGAACGUGGUGACGUUCACCUGUAACCCGGGAUACGAACGGAACGGAGCCUCUAGUGUGACGUGCCAGGCUAAUCUGAUAUGGAGUGCUCCUGUUCCAACAUGUGACCGUGUACAGUGUCCGCUAUUGGGGGCUCUGGCAAACGGAGUAUUGAGUCCUUCGGGAGCCACAUCAUACCAGGACGUAGUGCAGUUCAUCUGUAACCAGGGGUACGAGGUGAAUGGUCCUGCUAGUACCACCUGCCAGGCGGACCAAACGUGGAGCAACCCUGUCCGACCAUGUCAAGCUGUACAAUGUCCAACGCUGACGACUCCGGCUAAUGGCGGGCUGAAUCCUGCCGGGCCGCACUUCUACCAGAACCAGGUCACCUUCACGUGUAAUCAAGGGUACGGACUGAGCGGCGCCUCCAGACUGACAUGUCAGGCGGACGGAAUGUGGAGCAAUUCUGUUCCAUCCUGCAUACUUGGACAGUGUCCGACACUAGCGGCCCCAGCUAACGGAGGACUUAGUCCUACCGGUACGACCGCCUACCAGACUGUGGUCACCUUCACCUGCAACUUGGGAUACCAACUGGUCGGAGACUCUAGUACGACGUGUCAGGCUGGCUUAACAUGGAGUUCUGCUAUUCCAACAUGCCAACCGGUGCCGUGUCCGACUCUAGCGGCUCCAGCAAACGGAAUAGUGAGUCCAACCGGCGCAGCGUCAUACCAGGACCAGGUGCAGUUCAUCUGUAACGCGGGCUACAGUCGUGUCGGUGCCCCCAGCAGUACCUGCCAGGCUAACGGCACGUGGAGCGACCCGGUCCCAGCCUGCAAUGUUGUACAAUGCCCAACAUUAGUUGCCCCGACAAACGGAGCACUGAGUCCUACCGGAGCGACUUCCUACCUGACCGUGGUCACCUUCACCUGUAACACCGGGUACGACCGGAACGGCGCUGCUGAUGCGACGUGCCAAGCUGACGGAACGUGGAGUCGGGACGUCCCAACGUGUACAGCUGUAACGUGCCCGACGUUGACGAACCCAGCAAACGGUGUACUUAGUCCUUCCGGAUCGAACUCCUACCAGAACACGGUGACGCUGACCUGCGACGCGGGGUACCAGUCUAGCGGCGUCUCCACCAUCACGUGCCAGGCCGAUCGCUCAUGGAGCGCCGCCAUUCCAACAUGCAAUCCGGUGCAGUGUCAGCCCUUGACAGCCCCUGUAAAUGGUGGAUUGAGUCCGGCUGGCGCAACUUCAUAUCAAGUCACGGUGCUGUUCACCUGUAACCAAGGUUACGAGCUGGUUGGAGCCGCCAGUGCUACUUGCCGAGCUGACCAAACAUGGAGUGAGACACCCCCAACUUGCAGAGUCGUACAAUGUCCACUAUUAUCCGCCCCUGUGAACGGAGCGCUGAGUCCUUCCGGAGCGACCUCCUAUAACGACGCGGUCACCUUCACGUGUGACACGGGAUACCAACUGAACGGACCCUCAGAUGUGUUGACGUGUCGAGCUGACGGAACAUGGAGUAAUACUGCUCCAACGUGUACAGUUGUCAGAUGUCUGGCGUUGACGGCUCCAGCUAACGGAGCUCUGAGUCCUGCCGGAGCGAACUCGUACACGAACGUGGUCACGUUCACCUGUAACCAGGGAUACGAGCGACAGGGAGCCUCUAGUGCGACGUGUCAAGCCGACGGAACAUGGAGUAAUGCUGUUGCAACUUGCAUACCUGUACAAUGCCAACAAUUAACAGCUCCAGCAAAUGGAGUAUUGAGUCCUACCGGCCCCAUCUCCUAUCAGAACGGGGUGGACUUCAGGUGCAACGUGGGUUACCAGCUGAACGGAGCAUCCCGUGCUACCUGCCAAGCCGACCAGACAUGGAGUGCAAAUGUUCCGACAUGUACAGUGGUACAAUGCCCGCUGUUGACGGCCCCAGCUAACGGAGCGCUGAGUCCUGCCGGCGUGACUGCUUACAACACCGUGGUCAGGUUCACCUGCGUCCAGGGAUAUGUACUGACCGGCGCCGCUGAUGUGACGUGCCAAGCUGACGGGACAUGGAGCGCCAGGCCAACAUGUAGACCCGUACAAUGUCCGAUUCUGAGCGCCCCAGACAACGGAUCGCUGAGUACCGGAGCGAACUCCUAUCAGACUGUGGUUACGUUCAACUGUAACCUGGGGUACGAGAGGGUCGGCUUCGCCAGUGCCAUCUGCCAGUUUGACAGCACUUGGAGCAAUACUGUUCCAACAUGCAGAGCUGUUCAGUGCCCGCUGUUGACCCAUCCGGCGAAUGGAGUCGUGAAUCCUAUCGGCCGCAAUUCGUACCAGGACGUGGUGCGGUUUACUUGUAACACGGGGUUCGAGUUGAACGGAGAACCCAGUGCUACCUGCAGGGCUGACCGGACGUGGAGCGAGCCCGUCCCGACGUGUACAGACAUCAAUGAGUGCAGACUGAAUAUGUGCCAUAGUCUGGCUACAUGUACCAAUACUAUCGGCUCAUUUCGGUGUAACUGCUUCAGUGGAUACUCUGGAGAUGGAUUCACCUGCAGAGAUAUCAACGAGUGUGCUCCUACCUCACCCUGUCACCAGUGGGCGGUCUGCACCAACCUACCAGGGUCAUUCAUGUGUAACUGCACCGAGGGAUACAUCGGAAACGGAUUUAUCUGUGCAGAACUUCCGUGUGACCGCUGGACCUGGCGGUUGGGACCUGGGGUUUUCUGUGGAGAUCCUGGUGCACCUGCAUCUGGUGCCCAACAAGGAACAUACUACCAGGGUGGACAGGUGGACUUCAGCUGUGAUGACGGUUACACUCUGGUCGGGAACAGCGCUAUCAGGUGUCAGGUCACCGCCACGUGGAGCGGUACUCUCCCCACGUGCAGACUUGGCGAUCCAUGUGCCCCUAAUCCAUGCAUAAACGGAGGGCAGUGUUUCCCAACGAUUACUUCCUUCCGCUGUCGAUGUGCCAGUGGAUACCUUGGUCAAACAUGUAACAGGCAGUUGCAAUGCCCGACGUUGCAGGCUCCGACUAACGGAAACCUGAGCCCAAUCGGAGUAGCCUCCAACCAGACGGUGGUCACCUUCACCUGUAACUCGGGAUACACACUGACCGGCGAUGCUACUACAACGUGCCAGGCUGACGAAAGAUGGAGUAACCCUGUUCCAACAUGCACACCGGUCCAAUGUUCGGCUCGGGCGGCCCCAGCUAACGGAGCGGUGAGUCCUAUCGGAGCAGUCUCCUACCCGAACGGGGCCACCUUCACCUGUAACACGGGAUACACACUGAGCGGUGCUGCUGCUCAGACCUGCCGAGCUGACGGGACAUGGAGUAAUGCUGUACCAACGUGCUCGUCAUCAAGCACAGGUGGCACACAAUGUCCGGCUCGGGCGGCCCCAACUAACGGGGCGGUGAGUCAUACCGGAGCGGUGUCCCCCACGAACUCAAUCACCUUCACCUGUAGCUCGGGAUACACACUGAACGGCGAUGAUACUGCGACGUGCCAGGCUGACGGGACAUGGGAUAAAAACUCUGAUCCAACAUGCACACGUACAGGUAUCAUACAAUGCCCAACGUUGACGGCCCCAACUAACGGAGUGCAAACUCCUCCCUCAGGACCAUAUAACCACGAACAAUUGGUUAUGUUUACCUGUAACUCGGGAUACAGCCUGAAUGGCAAUUCUAUUACCAGGUGCCAAAUGGACGGAACAUGGAGCAAUGCUGUACCAACGUGCACGCCAACCACAGGCACAACUGGCGGACUCACCUCCAAUGAAAUUGCCGCCAUAGCCGGGGGGAGCGCGCUGGCUUUGGUGCUACUCCUGGCCUUGUUAGCCUGUGUGGCUGGUGCCUCAAGAAAAGCCGGUGAAAAGAAGCCCGCACGCUCCCCAAGCGGGCCCACGUACCCAUGAUGGACUCCAUCGGAAAACCAGCGAUGAAACACAGCUGAUACUAGUAGUCAACCCUAAAUAGUUAAAAUUUAGAGUUAGCAUCUAGACUAAUCAUUGUUCUUAAUUGUUUGUUCGUCUUUUAAAGUUACUUGUAAUUAACCAAUUGUUCGUCAUUUGAUAUUACUUGCAAUUAACACGUUGUUUGUUUGUCUUCUUAUGUUACUUGCAACUAGCCAUCGGGCAAAGCUUUGCAAUAGUAGAAUACCAGUUAGUCAUCGAGAAUAACAGACUAUUUUAAUACAUUAUUAGUGGUCGACGAUCGAAACGAUUCCCCAUAUUUUAAUUCUUUGACAUUCUACUUACGGUAAGGUAGUAAUGGUGGUUAAAGUCUAUUUAGGGCAGUACUAGUAGUGUAGGAUAUUCUGUUAUUUUUAAUCAAUGAUUCAAUCGAUGCAACAAGCGUACGUUGCUGCUAAAUUUGUCUGUAUGAGAAAUUAUAGUUAGACACAGCUACUCAGAAGCAUACAUACGUGUUCUACGUGCGUCAAAGGUUGCCUUGCAGAGAUAAUUAUAUAUAGAUAUAUUUAGAAGAUUUUCUCCCGCCCAUGGCGACCAGUAGAACGACCGGUUGUAUGAAUGGGGCUUUAACCGGCUUUUGUCCUUGAAUAUAAUGUGAACGAAAACGCCCUGAUGGUAUACUCAAGUUAAUGCAAGGUUCUCCCUUAAUCAUAACCCCGUGCUAGUUGGGCAGCCUUGGCUGUAUCUUCAGCCAAACGAUCAGUUAAAUGGAUCGUUAUGGUAGAGGACCAUGUAUAGUGGUGUCACCAGAUUACAAAAUUAGAUCAAAGUUGAUUGUCGUCACCCCCCCCCUUCCACUU